Messenger RNA from Scutellospora calospora, 1092 nucleotides. The record is from the annotation of a GenBank genome assembly. NCBI's taxonomy places the organism in Eukaryota, Fungi, Glomeromycota, Glomeromycetes, Diversisporales, Gigasporaceae.
AUGUGGAGAGUUUUCAUUGUUAGGCUAGACGACGUCUUUCGCUUAGAAACUCAAUCUUUAAUAGAAUUUAAUCUAACAGAAUCAUGUUCGCAAACUAUUUCGUCGGCGAUUAAUGACGAAUCUUUAAACAACUGCAUUCCAAUGUUGACUUUAACUAUGAGCUUACCUACUCUUUUAAAUCAAUCCUCAAAUGAUCAAACUGUAAUGCUGAAUACUCUCGCACAACUCAUAAAAGAUACAUGUGCGUUAAAACCAUGUACUCCUGAUAUAAUUCAACAACUACUUCAAACACUAAAAUCUCAAUGCUAUCAAGAACUUGUUUCAAAAAAUUUAUUAAUCACUACCGUUUAUGAAUUAUUGAAGUAUUACGAUUUAAUUAGAGAUAUUAUUUGCUUAAGAGAUUCUGCAAAUAAAUUCAAUUCAUAUUGCAUGAUAGAGACUCUAAUCAAUAUCGGUCAAGCUCUCAAAAAUUCUUCCUCAACUUCUAAUAAUGUCGCUAGAAAUCGGUUUCCAAUUAACUUUGGUAAAAAUUCUACUAAUAUUAGCAAUAUGACAAUAGAUAAUGAUUUUCCAACAAUUACCAGUACAUCGAUUCCUUCUACAGGUUCUACAAUUUCUACAAGAGUGACAAGCAGUCCAACAUAUUCAAGAUCUAUUGAGACUUCAAAAGCGACAAGCAUCGCUACAAUUUUAACUACUACUAUUACUAAUAGUGCGAUUAGUUCGCCUACUUCUAAUCCAAUUUCUAAAAGUACUUUAAAUACUGCUUGUUCACCUGAUACGUCAUUGCUACCAAUGAUGACUCCUCUUUUAACUUUGUCAAGUCAAGUAAUCUGUACUGAUUGUAAUAAGGCAAUUUUUACUAAAAUACUCUUAUAUACUCAAAAUAAUCCAUCGGAUUUUAAUUGUACACCAUUUGAACCAAUACUUUCAUUAACUCCCAAAUUCUUUUCUCAAAAAUGUGAUUCUCAAUUUCUUGAUCAAACUAUUCCAAAUGAUAUUUCUAAUGCUUAUUCAAUUUUAAAUUAUAUUAAUACCUUUAGAUUUUUAGGUAUUGGUUGUUUAGUGACGUUGAUCCCUUUGGUUUUGUAG